Molecule: messenger RNA, 1074 nt
Organism: Hypoxylon trugodes
Lineage: Eukaryota; Fungi; Ascomycota; Sordariomycetes; Xylariales; Hypoxylaceae
Product: glucosamine-6-phosphate isomerase
Exons: 4
Coding region: 1-1074 (357 amino acids)
Biological process (GO): carbohydrate metabolic process; D-glucosamine catabolic process; N-acetylglucosamine catabolic process
Cellular component (GO): cytoplasm
Molecular function (GO): identical protein binding; glucosamine-6-phosphate deaminase activity
Source: RefSeq, a predicted model, not a curated record
AUGAGACUUAUCAUUCGCGACGACUCCGAAACUGCUAGCUCCUAUGUAGCUAAUUACAUCAUCGAGAGAAUCCGACAUUUCAAUCCCACUCCGGCACAUCCCUUCGUACUUGGUCUACCUACAGGUUCAAGUCCUCUUGGUGUAUACAGGAUCUUAGUUGAGCAAUACAAGGCUGGGAAUAUCUCUUUCGAAAAUGUCGUCACUUUCAACAUGGAUGAGUAUGUCGGCAUUCCUCGAGACCACCCGGAAAGCUACCACUCCUUCAUGUGGAAGCAUUUCUUCUCCCACGUUAACGUAAACCCAAACAACGUACACAUACUCAACGGCAACGCACCAAACCUCGAAGCGGAAUGCGUCGAAUAUGAGGCCAAGAUUAAGCGGGCUGGUGGUAUCGACUUAUUCUUGGGUGGAAUUGGUGAAGAUGGUCACAUCGCCUUCAAUGAACCCGGCUCCAGUCUAGCCUCAAGAACCCGCGUUAAGACCCUAGCUUAUGAUACUAUUCUCGCCAAUUCCCGUUUCUUCGGCAACGAUAUCGCCCAAGUCCCUAAGAUGGCCUUGACGGUCGGUGUUCAAACGGUUCUUGAGGCGAGGGAAGUCGUCGUCAUUAUCCUCGGUGCUCGCAAGGCUCUCGCUCUGCAAAGGUGCAUCGAGCAGGGUGUUAACCACAUGUGGACGCUUUCAAGUCUUCAGCUGCACCCCCACCCCAUGAUAGUGUGUGACGAGGACGCUACAUUAGAGCUGCAAGUGAAGACCGUUAAGUACUUCAAGAGUAUCGAACAAGUUGCAAGGCAACAAGGCUUUGAGCAGAUCCUCCCGUCAAGCAUUCGGACCGGGCCAGGCCCAGUGCCCAAGACUAUGGUCGAAGAAGUUCAGUCCCCUACCAUCCUCCACCCGCAACCUAUGACGUCUCGUUUAUUGCUCGCAACACCAGCUGCGGAGUAUCCAGUCCGCUCAGUAUCUCCGGACCUAGUGCCGGACCGAAUGGCGGACCGCGUCGGAAUACCAGAUAUUUCGAGGAGGUUAACCCCUCAACCCGAGCACCAACAACAGCGGUUAGCUAGUGUCGGAGCGUAA